This is a messenger RNA of Candidozyma pseudohaemuli, 1980 nucleotides long. RefSeq lists its product as uncharacterized. Gene Ontology annotation, cellular component: mitochondrial inner membrane. NCBI's taxonomy places the organism in Eukaryota, Fungi, Ascomycota, Pichiomycetes, Serinales, Metschnikowiaceae. Gene Ontology annotation, biological process: mitochondrial respiratory chain complex III assembly. The coding region runs from base 1 to 1980 and encodes 659 amino acids. The transcript has a single exon. The record is from RefSeq and is a predicted model, not a curated record.
AUGCUUGUUAGAGCAAGAGUGGCAAGAGUGGCCCGUUUACCUAGACCUCUCUUUCAUGUGAGGUACAAUUCCAAUAAGUACAAGUCUAUUGAUGACUUCAACAAGCAAAAGACUGAAUUUAAGUUUGGCUAUGGGGUCGAUGAGAUAGAUGAGACGGAGGAAGCCAACAGGAAAGAAAGACUUGAAGCUACUGCCGAGGGCUUUCUGGAAUUUGAUCCGCUGACCCAUCCAAGGCUUCAGGGUAUUCUGCCGAACUCUCCGGAAUGGAAGGAGCAAUUGUUCAUUAUUCAGAAGGAAUUGCAGAAGGAACAGGAGAAGCAGAGAAGAGCCUACGAGAGGAAUGAAAGACUCAAGGGACUCGGAGCAGGCGUAUUUGCAUUAGUCGGUAUAGUUUCCGUCUACUCAUUUGUCAUGAACUACAAGUAUUUGAAGGGUUGGUUCCUGAACAAGAUCCACUUUGACAUUGAUGAUUCGAAAGUGAGGGAUAUGAAAGAUCCCAAGGAAAACAGGAAGAAGAUGAAAAAUUUGGUUGAUCGUUUGAGUGAGGAGCUUGCUACUACACCUGGCUUUGUCAAUAACUUGAAGGAUUCUGCGUCUAUUCCGGGACUCUAUGUGUUUGGUGGGUUCUCAAAGAACAAGCUUCCCGCAAGAUUGAAUUUUUUUGACGGCAAGUUAUUGCAAGAUGUUUUGAUUUCGAACGAUUACUUGGUUGUCGUGGAUGAUCUGGGCAAGGUCUAUCAUUACAGUCCGAAAUUCAAGGAGCCAAUUGCAUUGAACAUGCCGCUGAAGGUGUCUCGCGUCUUGAAAUCUGGAGAUGGAUUCUAUUACUUGUCAAAAAAUCAAAAAGACCUUUUUAACGGGCCUAAACUUGACAAGCUUCCCAAGAAAUACAGAGGUUGGUUUGGCUCUUCCAGUUACAACUAUCCAGUGGAGAAGUUGAAACUUGAUGCUCUCAACGGUGAAAAGGUGGAGCAGGUUUCGGCAGGUAAAAACCAUCUUCUCAUUCUCAGCUCUAAAGGAAAACUUUAUGGUACCAUCACUUCAUCUCACUUUGAAAAUAAGGGACAAUUUGGCUUGCCAAAGUAUUCGCCAUAUGAAAAGUCGCCUUCCAUUGUGGUCAACGAGAUCUAUGAUUUGGCAAACAUAAACAACGAGCUUGUUACCACCAAAGAAGGCAAGUUUAUUCGUCAAAGAACAUUUGCAACGAUUGCUAGUGGAGAGAACUUCAAUAUCGCAUGUGAAGCAAACGGAAGCAUAUGGGCAUGGGGUGCUAACGCAUUCGGCCAGUGUGGUAAGGACAUCACUUCGCCUGAUGAUGUGCAGCCAGUUCCUAGACUUGCGUACACAUUGUCUGAAUUGGAGAAGUUGGUGAAAUAUAGUUUACCCAAGAAUGGAGCUGGUUUCAAGUACAGCGUCAAGGACGUAUUUGCAUCAAACGAGACUUCCUUUAUUCGAAUGGAGAGCACAAACGAGGAAGACCCUUCUAAGAAUCAGGAACUCUUACUCAGUUUCGGUGCUGGGCUUCUUGGCCAAUUGGGCCAGUCCAAAUACAUGCAUGUUGCAUCAGUUCCUUCAGUUCUUAAGUCGUUGGUCGGCCUCACUGAGUUUGAUGAGAAGGCUAAAGCGACCAAGAAUAUUGGCAUCAAGGACGUUGUUCCUGGCGGAGACCACACUUUUGUCGUAUUGGACAAUUCAGGUCCUAACAAGGACGUUGUGGUGUUUGGAGAAAACAUCAAGGGUCAAUUCGGCAAUGGUAAGAGUGUUAAGAGCGCUAAGCCUGUUGCCUUGCCCAAGCUCAUUGAGCCCAGCGACUUUACCGAGAACGAGGCGGCUUCAAAGAAAAAGUUGGCGAAGAAGAUCAACAACGUCACCACUAGCCGUCUCCAGCUUCUCGACGGAGCGAAAAUCGGCAAAAAGUCUGUUGAACAGGUCAUAGCUGGCGGCAAUGACGGGCUGGCUAUCUACUAUCGUGCUCAGUAA